UUUCCCAAGCGAGUGCAUCUUAAAUAGAAGAGCCCUCCUACUAGUAUACCCCUAAUUACAACAGCUACAGCUACCACUACCACAUUCACUUCAAGUGCCUCCUUCAAAGUACCGGUUCAUUUUAUCACCGUACAAAUUUUAAAGGACCCAUUCACACAGGAAACGCAAAUAACGAAAAAAAAAAAAGAAUUGUCAGAUUAAUUUUUUUUUUUUUUUAAUUAUUAUUAGUAAUUUUCUUGACUGCACCACGCACCUCCCAUAAUUUAUUGUGAAACGUUGCUCCUGCAGACACGCCACACGUUGCAAAAAUAGCGAAAAAGUACUUAAGGUUUGCCAUUUGGACUUUAAGACUGCAAAUUCAAAUUUUUUGCAUCACAUUUGUCACACAACUAAACAGUGCACUUUAUUAUUAAACAUGUCUGACUUUGCCUUCAACAACUACUGUAUCACAUGCGACCAGUUGUGUCUGCAAUCUGCAGUUUACUGUUCGGAUUCGUGUAAACAUAUUGAUGAAGCCCAGGCCUCUUCAUUGAGCGCCACACUGGAGCAUCUUCCAGGCUUGAUGUCUCCACUUUUGACACCAUCUGCCUACCAACACAUCACUGACUAUACCCACACCCACCCACACCAACAACCCCAAUAUCUUGCAGAUUCGCCACUUAUGCUUCUGAAGCACAAUUCUGCUAUCGAUUUAGAGUACCACACAUUUGAUCUCAACACGACUUCUCUGGAUAAUUCGGUAGCACCAUCCACUUCCAACAACUACAGGAAAUGGCUUACAGCAUGCUUAUAGGAAUAUGAGUUUACAAAUUUUACGGUUUUAUGGUUUAUGGUUAUAGGUUUAUAGAUAUGGGUUUAGCAUUAAUAAAAAAAAAAAAAUAGGAUUAAUACA
Molecule: messenger RNA, 892 nt
Organism: [Candida] anglica
Lineage: Eukaryota; Fungi; Ascomycota; Pichiomycetes; Serinales; Debaryomycetaceae
Source: the annotation of a GenBank genome assembly